AUGGCCACCGAAUUUCACCUUUUCCCGUUCCUCCCCUGGGAGCUUCGACGGAUGAUCUGGCUCGAAUGCAUCGAGGGCAGGGUGGUCGAGCUCGAAGUCCCACCCGUGAUGUACCUGUCCGCUCACUCGGAGAACUGCCUCUCCUGGACUGCCCAUCAGAACACAAGACCGCCUGUCGUGAGUAGAGUAUGCCAGGAGUCUCGAGAAGCUGUCCUGAGCCAGUGUGCCUGGGCCCUGGAUGAGAGAGAUGUCAGCCACCUCUUCGUUGACUACAUCCCCAUCCCCACCCGCAACCCGUGGUUCAACCCAGCGAAUGAUAUCGUCGCCUUCAGCUCGCUGGGAUGUAUUUACCCGGAUGAAUGCGCGGUCUACGGCAAAGAUUCUUACUACAUGCAGUUCGCGAAACAAGCCCAGGACAUCGUCAUCCCGGCCCGCCUCAUCUACCCUCUCCGUUAUCUACGACUUCCCAUGGAACUCGGGGGGGUUGAAGCCAAGAAUCUCCCGGGUGGCAGCAGACCAGCUAAGACCAUCGAGGUCCAUAUGCCCCCGGUGCAGUUCCUCAAUUCAACCCUCUCUGGCCGCACAGGCGACAGUCUCGUUCACAUCGUCGACAUCUUCGACGCGGCGCAGAUCGAAAAGAUCUACGAAGAGGUCAAGAAUGUCUACCCGCAAGAGCAAGACAUUAUGACCGUCUUCGCGCUCCUCCGUAACACGGAGAGACUUCAUCGAGAGGUUACCAAGUGGCAAAAGGACGUGAAAAUGAACUGGAUGUCACAGAGAUACGGAGCCUCACACUCAUACGACCAUAGGGUCUACGACGAGGAGCACAAUAUUCCAUCCCGCAACCCCGAAUGCUUCCUCAACCCGCCUGGCAGUGAGCCCAGUGCGGAGCCCAUGAAUCGAGCUCGUUUCGUCGAAUUCUAUGCCCAGACCCCGCCACGCUUCGACGAAUUCAUCUUCGACAUGGAUGACCCUUGGGUCCAAUGGGCCCACGACGAUAUGCCAACCUUCCGUCCCGUCAUCAUUUUCCGACUCUGCGUCAGGGGUUGCUCAUCCCUCUGCUCGACCAACACCCGGAGGGAGAUAUACUCCGGGAGAUACUUGCACGACUACACUGACACCCUCAUGGGGCAGUAUCAGUCGAUCCGGCUAAAUGAGCGCGCCGAGGAGAAUGCCAUGGCGGCCGAAAGCCGAAAGACCCUGAAGAGAAUUUGA
Penicillium waksmanii is the source of this 1215-nucleotide messenger RNA. RefSeq names its product 2EXR domain-containing protein. Bases 1 to 1215 code for a protein of 404 amino acids. NCBI's taxonomy places the organism in Eukaryota, Fungi, Ascomycota, Eurotiomycetes, Eurotiales, Aspergillaceae. The record is from RefSeq and is a predicted model, not a curated record. The transcript has 2 exons.